This is a messenger RNA of Striga hermonthica, 2295 nucleotides long. Lineage: Eukaryota; Viridiplantae; Streptophyta; Magnoliopsida; Lamiales; Orobanchaceae. The record is from the annotation of a GenBank genome assembly.
AUGGAGAAAAAAAGGGAUAUCACAACACUUCCGGUUAUCGGAAUCUCGAUGUUUCUUCUACUGCUAUCACACCUUUCCACGGCGGAGAAGAAAACUUACAUAAUUCACAUGGCUAAAUCCGAGAUGCCGGCGGCCUUCGAGGACCACACCGACUGGUACGACUCGUCGCUCCAGUCGGUCUCCGGUUCGGCUCAGAUGAUCUACGCCUACACCAACGUGAUCCACGGCUUCUCCGCCAGGCUCACGCCGGAGGAGGCCCGGGAUAUGGAGGCCCGGCCCGGAAUCCUCUCCGUCCUCCCCGAGAUGAGGUACGAGCUCCACACCACCCGGACCCCUUCCUUCAUGGGCCUGGACCAGAACGCCGCCGUCUUCCCGGAGUCCGACUCGGCCGGUGAGGUCAUCGUCGGCGUACUCGACACCGGGGUCUGGCCCGACAGCCCGAGCUUCGACGAUACGGGCUUCGGGCCGGUCCCGACCUCCUGGAGGGGCGACUGCGAGACGGGGACCAACUUCUCGAAAUCGAGCUGCAACCGGAAGCUGAUCGGGGCCCGGUACUUCGCGAGGGGCUAUGAGGCCACGCUAGGUCCCAUCGACGAGUCCAAGGAGUCCAAAUCGCCGCUCGACGGCGACGGCCACGGGACCCACACCUCCACGACGGCCGCCGGAUCUGUCGUAGCCAACGCUAGCCUGUUCGGGUUCGCCGCCGGGACGGCCCGUGGGAUGGCCUCCCGGGCCCGGUUGGCGGUUUACAAGGUCUGCUGGGCCGGCGGCUGCUUCAGCUCGGACAUCCUGGCGGCUUUGGACCGGUCCGUGGCCGACCGCGUCCACGUGCUGUCCCUCUCGCUGGGCGGCGGCAUGUCCGACUACUACAGGGACAGUGUGGCCAUUGGAGCCUUUGCCGCCGUCGAGAAGGGCAUCUUUGUCUCCUGCUCGGCCGGUAACGCGGGGCCCGGCCCGUACAGCCUGUCUAACGUGGCGCCGUGGAUAACUACCGUCGGCGCCGGCACCCUCGACCGCGACUUUCCGGCGUACGUCAGCCUUGGAAACGGGAAAAACUUCUCCGGUGUCUCCUUGUUCAAAGGCGACCCGCUCCCUGGCAGGCUCCUCCCCUUCAUCUACGCUGGGAACGCGACCAACGCCACCAACGGCAACCUCUGUAUGACGGGGACGCUCGACCCUGAAAAGGUGCGGGGAAAAAUCGUCCUGUGCGACCGCGGCGUAAACCCCAGGGUCCAGAAGGGCGCAGUUGUCAGAGCCGCCGGAGGCGCCGGCAUGGUACUCACCAACACCGCCACCAACGGCGAGGAACUCGUGGCCGACGCCCAUUUGCUUCCAGCCACGGCACUCGGCGAGACUUCCGGCAAAGCAAUUAAAGAGUAUUUGUCCUCAGAUCCCAAUCCGACGGCCACAAUAUUUUUCGAGGGGACCAAGGUGGGGAUCGAGCCGUCCCCUGUCGUGGCAGCCUUCAGCUCCCGAGGGCCCAACUCCAUCACGCCCGAGAUCCUGAAGCCAGAUCUGAUUGCCCCUGGCGUGAACAUCCUCGCCGGAUGGUCGGGCUUAGUGGGCCCCACUGGACUAGCCGAGGACGGGCGGCGUGUGGGCUUCAACAUAAUCUCCGGGACUUCCAUGUCGUGCCCCCACGUGAGCGGCCUAGCCGCCCUGAUGAAGGGGGCCCACCCAGGCUGGAGCCCGGCCGCAAUUCGGUCGGCCCUGAUGACCACAGCCUACACUGCCUACAAGCACGGUGGUGUGAUCCUGGACGUGUCCACCGGCAGGCCAUCCACCUCGUUCGACCAUGGAUCGGGCCACGUGGACCCCGUCUCGGCCCUCAACCCGGGCCUCGUCUACGACCUGGAUGCCGACGACUACUUAAGUUUCCUUUGUGCUUUGAAAUACACGCCGGCACAAAUCUACAGCCUGGCAAGGAGGAACUUUAGCUGUUCACCGCGCAAAGUAUACAGCCCGAAUGACCUGAAUUACCCUUCGUUUGCGGUGACCCUCCCGGCGCAGAUGGGCGAGGGUAGCCCAGGACCCAGUGUGGUUAAGCACACGAGAACGCUCACCAAUGUGGGGCCUCCCGGGACAUACAUGGUCUCGGUUUCCUCGACGAGCGAGUCGGUGAAGAUAUCGGUUGUUCCGGGAGUGCUGACUUUCAGUCGAGCGAACGAGAAGAAAUCGUAUGUGGUGACAUUCAGCACGACUCCAAUGCCGUCCAAUACGAACGCGUUCGGGACGGUCGAAUGGUCUGACGGGAGGCAUGUUGUGAGGAGUCCAGUUGCUGUUAGUUGGACAUAG